AAUAAAUCCCCAUGAGUCUUUUGCUAUAUUCCUUGGCAUCACACAUGGAAGUAGAGUAUUGAUGUUUGCAAUGUAUAUACCUCCCAGGCCCAAAGCUCUCCCUAUAAAUACAUCCCAUUCCCCUCACACCCCUUCCACAACCAUCAUCCCCAAGACAACAGCUGAACAAGCUCUCCUCUGCCUCCACAGCGAAACAGGGGCAGCCGCAGCACAAAGCUUAAGCUCGAUCAGGUGCCACCAGAGUCUCUCACGCCAUGAGGCCCGGAGCGGAGUUCGCCAUGGUGCACGGCGGGGCGAUGAUGGCGCCGACGGCGGCGCCGGGGGGUCACGCGCUGACGAACGGGACCCACUCGCCGUGGCAGUCGCCGGUGCCGUACCUCUUCGGCGGGCUGGCGGCGAUGCUGGGGCUCAUCGCCUUCGCGCUGCUCAUCCUCGCCUGCUCCUACUGGAAGCUCUCCGGCUACCUCGACGGCGGCGCCCAUGGCUCCGGCGCCGGAGGUGGGGACGACGACGGCGAGAAGGGGUCGGUGGGCGGCGCCGCCAGGCCGGCCGCGGCGGUCCAGGAGCACGUCGUCGUCAUCAUGGCCGGCGAGGAGCGGCCCACCUUCCUCGCCAUGCCGUCCGCCAGCCGCGCCGCCGCCGUCGAGCUCGGCGCCAUGGCAAACCCUGAAGCAUCCGCGAGCGCCCUCGGCGGAGGCGACGGCGCGCCGGAGCUGGAGAAGAAGAUCGAGGACUCGCCGCAGCUCGUCGGCGGUGGUUCCGGCAGCGAGAGCAGCGGCGCGACGUCGACGGCGCUGCGAGAAAGCUCGCAAUGAAAGCCGCCGCCUUUCUGGGUGGAGCUAUUCGCUUUUCUUCUUCCUCUUCCGUUCUUCUUCCUUUCCCCCCUCGCUCACUCUUCUUCCUUCCGGUAUUGCUGCUAGAUUUAGUCUGGGAAGUGGCUGUAGAUUCUUGACGUGAUUGGUUGGGCGAAUGAAUUAAUGAUGGUGCGUGGCUUGAGAGCUUUGCCAAUCCAAGUUACUUUAAAUUUGUUCCAUAAA
Molecule: messenger RNA, 1037 nt
Organism: Brachypodium distachyon (stiff brome)
Lineage: Eukaryota; Viridiplantae; Streptophyta; Magnoliopsida; Poales; Poaceae
Product: protein GLUTAMINE DUMPER 4
Exons: 1
Coding region: 255-815 (186 amino acids)
Biological process (GO): regulation of amino acid export
Source: RefSeq, a predicted model, not a curated record